AGCACAUAUGUCAGGGAAUGCGAGAGCUACCGCCAUACCGAACGCAUCAACACGAGAUCGUGGAGGAACCGGGUUCGAAGCCGACCUUCCGAGCACCAUACCGGCUCAGCCCUACGGAGCUGACCGACAUGAAAAAACAUAUCGAGUAUCUCCUCGCCAAAGGACUCAUCCGGCCAUCUACUUCGCCAUACGGUGCCCAGUGCUCUUCACAUCGAAACCGGACGGAAGCCUGCGCAUCUGCAUCGACUACCGAUCUCUUAACAAGCAGACCAUCAAGAAUAAAUAUCCGAUACCACGAAUCGAUGACCUGCUUGACCAGCUUCGGGGAGCUACGGUAUUUUCCAAACUAGAUAUGCGGUCCGAAUACUGGCAGAUACGGAUGGCGGACAACUCUAUCCACAAAACUGCUCUCCGAACUCGGUAUGGAUCGUACGAGUAUUUGGUAAUGCCGUUCGGACUCACCAACGCACCGGCAACAUUCCAAGCCGAAACGAACCACAUUCUACGACCACUUUUGGAUGAUUGCGUGGUGGUGUACCUGGACGACAUCCUCAUCUACUCGUGCGACAUGAAACAGCACAACAAACACCUAAAAUCGAAGCCGUACGAAGCCGUGGAGCAGCUGAAACAAGCACUCACGUCCACACCAGUACUCAUCUUGCCAGAUCCCGAACGCGACUACGUUAUCAAAGCUGACGUUAGCGACCAGGCAGUGAGAGCAGUCUUGAUGCAAGAUCAAGGAAAUGGAUUGCAACCAAUCACCUACCUCAGCAAGAAACUGCACGGGGUAGAACUAAACUACCCGAUACACGACAAAGAGGCCCUUGCCAUUGCCAUCGCCUUCAAAGCGUGGAGAUGUUAUCUCGAAGGACGAAGAACAACCGUCUACACCGACCACUGCAGCCUGAAAUACUUGAAGACACAACCCAACCUUUCCUGGCAGCAGGUCCGGUGGAUCGACUUCCUCGAGACACACUUCAACUACGACAUCGUGUACAAGCCCGGCCACAAAAACAAAGCAGAUGCCCUCAGCCGGCCUGCACACCGACAUCUGCUACAGUGGGACAGUGACAUCGCGUAUCGGAAAGGAUUAACAAAAAUCUGGGUACCCAAUUACCCUCCUUUGCGCCAGUUACUACUCGAAGAAUACCACGACGUCCUCUACGCCGGACAGUUCGGCAGCAACAAGACGCUGACCGGUAUUGCAAAACACUACUACUGGCCCCACUUGACAGAGGAUGUUCAGAAGUUUGUCACCUCGUGUGAUACAUGUCAGUGGAUGAAGAGCAGCAAGCAGAGGAAGGCAGGACUACUGCAGCCUCUUCCUGUCCCAGAACAGCCAUGGCAAGUGGUUAGCCUGGAAUUCAUCACCGGGUUACCACCUACCUCCAGCGGUCAUGACGCAAUCCUUGUCGCCAUCGACAAGUUCUCCAAAAUGGGACACUUCAUCCUGACACACACGACAGCACGAACCGAGGAGACAGCACAACUGUUCGUUCGUUACAUCAUCUCAGAGCAUGGCAUUCCAACCACACUUAUCUCCGACCGAGACCCCAAGUUCACCAGCAAGUUCUGGAAGGAACUUAUGUCUCUACUCGAGACCAAACUCGCCAUGUCAUCUGCUUACUAUCCGCAGACAGACGGACAGACCGAGCACCUCAACCAAAUUGUCUAGCAACUCCUCUGAGCAACGUGCAAGGAC
Messenger RNA from Closterium sp. NIES-67, 1702 nucleotides. NCBI's taxonomy places the organism in Eukaryota, Viridiplantae, Streptophyta, Zygnematophyceae, Desmidiales, Closteriaceae. The record is from the annotation of a GenBank genome assembly.